ACGAGAUGACUGCAGGCUCAUUUUUAAAGAGAUCAAAACAAAAUCAACAGUUCAAUAAUAAUCUAAUAAUUUAUCUGCAAAAACAUGCUUCGAUACUUAAACAGAUUGCACUUCAAUCAAUGCCAGAUAUCUACUGUCUUCCUAUCAAGAUCCUUCAGUAGAAGUCCUGUUAGUCGUAAAGAAGACUCGUUAACCGUAUGCAAUCAAGAUAAAGGCAUAAGAAGAAUCAUUCUUAACAACCCAAAGAAGAGAAAUGCUCUCUCGUUAGACAUGCUGAAUGCCAUCAAGGCGAACCUCUUGCACAAUUUGGAUAAUGAACUAAGGGUUAUAAUAUUGUCAGCCAAUGGCCCAGUGUUCUCGUCUGGUCAUGACUUGAAGGAACUGUCAGAAGAACGAAGUACAGAGUAUCACCAACAAGUGUUCCACAGGUGUACAGAAGUUAUGACUCUCAUUCAGGAUAUACCUUAUCCAGUGAUUGCACAAGUAAAUGGUCUUGCAACAGCUGCUGGGUGCCAACUGGUUGCCAGCUGUGAUAUUGCAGUGGCUUCCGAGAAGAGUCAGUUUGCAACUCCAGGAGUAAAUAUUGGCCUAUUCUGCUCCACUCCUGGUGUUGCAUUAUCCAGAGCAGUGCCUCGUAAGGUUGCCAUGGAGAUGUUGUUAACAGGCCAUCCUAUCUCAUCUCAAGAAGCACUUAUCCAUGGACUACUAAGCAAAGUUGUGGCAGAAGAUUCACUUGGAGAUGAGGUAAACAAGAUAGCCACCAAAAUAUGCGAGACCAGUCAACCUGUGGUUGCCAUAGGAAAAGGUUGUUUUUAUUCCCAAGUUGCAAUGAACAGAGAUGAUGCCUACAGCCAAGCAGGAGCUGUGAUGGUAGAGAAUCUCAAGUUGUCUGAUGGAAAAGAGGGAAUCAAGGCAUUCCUGGAAAAAAGAAAGCCCAUCUGGUCGCACAAGACUGACUGCCAUUAAACGCUAUUAAUUAAAGAGAACUAUUAGCAUUAAGGUCGCCAUUAGCCGUUCUGAGGUUCAGGGGGAAAAUGGGUCGAGUUUGCAUUGCAUUGUGGUUAUGUUUGAGAGACGAAAUAGACGCCAUCAUUGGGGAUUCACAGUAAACAUUUCUAAGGGACUCUAGCCCUCCCUCGUUUCAUUCAUUAAGAAUUUUAUGACGCUCCUAUUGAAUCAACAAUGAAAAGCUUUCGUCAGAAUAAAAAGGCUCGGCCUGCCAAAAAAGUUAAUUUUUUUACUGAUGACCUUCCCUUUUGAAGCACCAGUCAUCCCCCCACCCCCACCCCCUAAUAAAACACGUACCUUCCCUUAGACUAGCAAAAAAACACCUGUUCUCAAAAARGAAAAACGAAUCGUUGCGAUUGGUUAAAAAGGUGCAAUGGAAAGGAAUUUGUAUUAUUUUGAAAAAAUCACUGUACACCGUGACGGUCUACAAUUAAGAAAUAAAUACCAGCUGUCUGCUAGCUAUA
Actinia tenebrosa (Australian red waratah sea anemone) is the source of this 1472-nucleotide messenger RNA. Its product is annotated as enoyl-CoA hydratase domain-containing protein 3, mitochondrial. The record is from RefSeq and is a predicted model, not a curated record. NCBI's taxonomy places the organism in Eukaryota, Metazoa, Cnidaria, Anthozoa, Actiniaria, Actiniidae. Gene Ontology annotation, cellular component: mitochondrion. Gene Ontology annotation, molecular function: hydro-lyase activity.